AUGAGCAGUAGUAAUAUGAUUCCUGAAGAAUUAAAUACAAGUGAAACCCAAGACACAGAAGAGGUGUCUUCUCUUAUUGAUUCUUCUGAUGACUUUUCAUCAAGUGAGUUAGACAGUAGUGAAAGUCAAGAAGAAACUAUAGAAGAACUUAAGAAAAUGAAUAACUAUGUCAUUCAAGAAUGGCAGGAGGUGUUAGAACAGUUUAAUAGUUUAAUGACAUUAUAUAAUAAAAUAAGAGAUGAACGAGAUGAAAUGAAAAAAAAACUUGAAGUUGCAAUUCAUCAAAUAGAAGAAAUGAAAACAGAAAUAUUUUCCAUUAUAAAUGAACAACAAAAAACCACAAAUGAAUUAAUCAAAGAAAAAGAGGCGCAUGCAGAAACUAUUCAAAUGUUAAAUACACAAACACUUAAUAGAGUAUUGUCAUGCCGCUGUGAUAUUAUUAUUAAAAAUGGACAAGUAGAAGCAAUUAGUAUUGUCAAAGAUGAUGAAAUGAAAAAUAAAAUAAAAGAAAUGGAAGAAGAGAAUUUAAUUCUUCAACAAAAAUUAAAGAAAACUAAAGAAAUACAAAGCUAUUUCAAUAAAUCAUUAAAUGAAACAGAAACAUCUUAUGAUGAUAUGAAAACAUUAGUUCAUUCUCUUGAAGACGUUUUAAGAUAUGAAAGUAGACUUGAAAAAAUUUGUUAUACUGACUUAUACGAAAAUGAUAUUCUUGCAAAACAACUUGGAAAUUCUAUUCAACAACGUUAUGGAAUAGACUUUGAUCCUGUUUUUAAAAUUGUAAAAGAGUUUAGAGUAAACAAAAAGAAAGUAGGAAGAGCAACAGUUGUAAUGGGCAAUAGUAUUGAAUUAGAACAACAAGAAAGAAAUCAAGUUAAAAAUACUAUGAAAAGAAUUAAUUCAUUCUCAAAAAGAUUAAGAAAAUCAGAAGUACGUUUAGAUAGAAAAAUAAGUUCUCUUCAUAAGGUUUCAUCAAAUAAUUCAAUUAUAAAUGAAUAA
Entamoeba nuttalli P19 is the source of this 996-nucleotide messenger RNA. RefSeq lists its product as hypothetical. NCBI's taxonomy places the organism in Eukaryota, Evosea, Mastigamoebida, Endamoebidae. The record is from RefSeq and is a predicted model, not a curated record. The transcript has a single exon. Bases 1 to 996 code for a protein of 331 amino acids.